This is a messenger RNA of Phytophthora infestans T30-4, 1584 nucleotides long. RefSeq lists its product as uncharacterized. Lineage: Eukaryota; Oomycota; Peronosporomycetes; Peronosporales; Peronosporaceae. Bases 16 to 1584 code for a protein of 522 amino acids. The record is from RefSeq and is a predicted model, not a curated record. The transcript has a single exon. Gene Ontology annotation, molecular function: DNA-binding transcription factor activity; sequence-specific DNA binding. Gene Ontology annotation, biological process: regulation of DNA-templated transcription.
GUCGACGUAGCUAGCAUGGCUUCGGUCGCGCGCGAUGACCGAUCGGAGGACGCGGACCUGCUCAUGGACGAUUUUCUAUUCCACGAGACGGACACCUUCGCGUUUCCGCUGUUGGACUUUGACCCAGAUAGCGUGCUGCCGACGUCCGCCGAGCUGGUUAUGAACCAGACGCACCUGCAGCAGACUCAGCCGAUAGUUCCAGUAUCGGAUAGCGUUUUGGGCCAGAACAGCAACAGCAAUCGAAACAACAGCCAGCAGCCGACCAGUCCAAUGAGCACUGACGGUGGCAGCACAGACACUGAGAUGUCCAUACCGCCGCCAGCUUCCGUCGAACAACAGAAACAACACCCUGAAAUGGACGCUGCCUCGUCACCUGCUGCGAGAAUAUCGACGCUGCUGGGAUUUUCGACGGCGGCCCACUCGCCACUUCCCAGCGAACAAAAGCUGUUAGCGCCCAGGACUAGCAGCACUAAAAGCAGUGUCAACGCGACGACGCAUUCAGCCGAACCCUCGCUACCCACUACGCUGUUGCCACUGCCAACUUCUACAACGUUCCCGGGCGGACUACCUUACGCCAUGCCAGUGGCCUACUUCCAGCCAACACUCAAUACCAACCUGAAGCGGCCGUUCCCACAGGUGCUGCCAGUCCCAACAACGCCCAGUACUUCCUCAGGUCCUGUUACUCAUGCUAGUCCUGCAGCCGACUUCGACCCCAACGCCAAGAAAUCAAAACGCGAGAUCCGCCAGAUGAAAAAUCGCGAGAGCGCUAACAAGAGCCGCCUGAGACGCAAAGCACAGCUGACGACACUGGCAACAGAGGUUACGGAGCUCAAGAAAAAAGAGCAGGAGUUGCAGACCAUCAUAGUUGGUCUACGCGCUGAGAACAAGUCGCUGCUGGACCAGAACACGUUUCUGCGCUCGCUGGUGACGAGCUUUAUGCAGGAGCCCACAUCAUCCUCAAGCAGCCACCAGAUGACUGCAGCAUUCGCGUCGUUGCCUCCACCAGUGGAGCAGAGCUGCGUAGCUCUCAAUAUGAUGGAAAGCGGCCAGAAGAUGGAGGUGGAUGGCGAUCUACAGACUGAAGACACGGACCUGACUAUGACGCGACCGGGCAAGCGGCGUGCUGUGACGUCCACCCUGUCAACGGCUAGUCUGGCUGUGUGUGCGUCCGUGUUCGGGAUCACAAUUUUCGCCGACUUCGAUGGAGAUGUUGACUCGGGUAACGUUCGUAGCGUCGGCCGCGUGCUGCACGAGGCACCUACGGCGUGUGGCAUCGAAGGAUGCUCGUCCGACAUGUCGAAGUCUUGUAUCAGCUUUAUGGUGACUGCUGUGAAAUCGUGGUGGCAGUUCGUGUCGUCGUCAGAGCUGGCGUUCGGCGUGCUGUUGAACGUGCUAUCCUUUAUUGCUAUCGUGGCGCUGUAUCAGGUGUGGCAGUCUGAGGGAGAAUGGUGGUGGACAUGCCGGACCAUAUCGAAACCUGAUGGUCGACGCCAGGACUUACCUCCAGGCUCCGCUACGAAGAAGGGUGCGAAGAAACGGAACGCUGGUGCUCGGCUACGCGAGAAACCACGUUGUCACAAUUAG